Messenger RNA from Salvelinus sp. IW2-2015, 3562 nucleotides. NCBI's taxonomy places the organism in Eukaryota, Metazoa, Chordata, Actinopteri, Salmoniformes, Salmonidae. The record is from RefSeq and is a predicted model, not a curated record.
CAAAUGUAAAAUUGUAAUUGUUUUUAAUAAAGUCAUAGGCUACUAGGGAUAAUGCAUUCACUCUAAUAAUUUUUAAUUACAAGUGUUAUGAUUAGCUAUUAAGUUUUGUGUUUGGGGUGUCACUGCUCGUUCCUGUCGCAGCGUGCGUUUGUUUUGCCUCAGUUCUGUGUGUGACAUUCUAGACGUGAAGUUGUGAACACGUCAGUAAAACUGUUGUACAUCGACUGUCUUUCUUGCGCAGCAAACGCAAGUGCUGCAUCAACAGACUCCUUAGCAGAACGCGAGGAGGACAGAGGGGUACUGUGACGACGAUUUUAGUAAUGUCUCUUGAGAAAUAACAUUAUAAGGUCUCUAAACAUGACUUCGGUGUGGAAGAGACUUCAGCGUGUCGGCAAGAAAGCWUCGAAGUUCCAGUUUGCGGUGACUUUUCAAGAACUGACAGUAGAAUGCACGAAGAAAUGGCAGCCAGACAAACUGAGAGUAGUAUGGAGCAGGAGAAACCGGAGAAAUUGCACCAAGCUGCAUGGGUGGCAGCCUGGCAUCAAGAAUGCCUACAGGGGCACGGUGGUGUGGCAGGUGCCCGAAAACCUGGACAUCACCGUCACACUCUUCAAGGACCCGACUGCAGAUGAAUUUGAAGACAAGGACUGGACAUUCAUCAUUGAGAAUGAGACUAACAAGGGCCACAGGAAGGUGCUGGCGUCGGUGGACGUCAACAUGAAGAAGUUUGCCAGCGCCACGCCUGCCCAGUACGACCUGACGCUGAAGCUCAAGCCCCUGUCUGUGAAGGUGGUGGAAGCCACACUCAAACUGACCUUGACCUGCGUCUUCCUCAAAGAGGGCAAGGCCACAGAUGAGGACAUGCAGAGUCUGGCCAGUCUGAUGAGCCUGAAGCAGAGUGACAUCGGCAACCUGGACGACUUCAACGAUAGUGACGAGGAGGAGGGCGAGAGGAGGGUCAGCAURGGAGCCGGCAUGGGCCCCGCCACUCCRGUCACAGGUAGUGGUCUCGACACAUAUGACAAGUCAUCAGAUCUCGCUUUCCAGGAUCGAGUCAAGACGGAGAAGAARGUGUAUGAGACCGAGACACUCAAAAUGCUCUGGAUCCUGCUUCUGCCACUGUCCCCCAGUCAGCCCUCUCAGACUCAAGUCCCCAAUUCCUCCCUCCCAGUACCAGUCACUGCUCCCCUGUCUGUCCAAGAGACAGAGUUUCAGAGGCAGUUGAGCACUCUGWCAGAGGAGGAAUACAGCACUGCCACAACUCCCAACCACACUGCUGGAAUGAUCAGUAUUGCCAGUCAGAGGCCAGACCCAACAACGUCCACACUUGACCCAUUGGCUAAGCCCUUUGGGACAACAGUCCAUGAGAGAAGGCAGGAGGCAUUCUCAAUGUUUGGAGUGGAGGUUGUCCAGGCAAUGGCAGGGCAGCAGGGGGCAGCAGAGGAGCCAACAACGCCUAAAGGCGGAGCUGUAAACUCUCAGGAAACGGGUCUAGGCAGUGCUGCUUCCCCAGAAGGCCUCAUGGCCAGUCCUGGCCUUGUUACCUCCAGCCAGUCCCUACUGGAGUGGUGUCAGGAAGUCAUCAAAGAACACAAGGGGGUCAAGAUCACCAACUUCAGCACAUCCUGGAGGAACGGCCUGGCCUUCUGUGCCCUGCUACACCACUUCCACCCGGACAGGAUAAACUUUGAGAUGCUGGACCCUUAUGACAUCAAGCGCAACAACAAGAAGGCCUUCGACGGUUUCGCAGAGUUGGGCAUCUCACGGCUGAUAGAGCCCUCGGACAUGGUCCUCCUGGCCGUGCCUGACCGCCUCAUCGUCAUGACCUACCUCAACCAGAUCCGCACCUACUUCACGGGCCAGGAGCUGAGUGUGUUGCACAUCGAGGCGGACAACAGUGAGUCCAGUUACGGCAUGGUCGGGGAGAGCCGGGUGGGCCCCGACCCGGAGGCCGCUGCACGCUACUGUCAACGGAUCCAAGAUGAGGCCCUCACAAUGGAGACCAAUGUGGGCGCUGCAGAGAAGAAGGCGGAUAGUGACACUAAGGAGGGCACCAAUAGGGAAGUGGUCCCACCCCCUAGAACCAAACGCCUGCAGGCUGCAGGGGAAGCAGGAGGGGCCCAAGCCCCCGUCGUACCCCCCAGGACACAUUUUCUAUCUGCCAAGUCUGGGUUCUCCCACCUAAAGGAUGCAGAUCUGAUUAAGAAACGACGGUCACAACGCAGGUCAAUAGUCGAGGCAGACUCAACCGAGGUCAGUGGCCUACGAUCUCUCUCUCUCUUCACUUUCUCUCCCUCUCAUCCCCCCUCGUUGUCUCUCUUUUGUGUGUGUGUGUGGUGUGUGUGUUGUACAGGACAACCAAGCCAGUAUGUGCUGAGGGAGAUGCAGGCCCUAGAGUUUGAACAGAAGCACAUUGACAGCAGGGCAGACAUCGUGGAAAGGAGACUACGGCAACUGAUGGAGUCAGGUAGUGAGAAGAUGCAGGAGGAGAAGCUGAUUCAGGAGUGGUUCACUCUGGUCAACAAGAAGAACGCCCUCAUCAGGAGACAAGACCAACUACAGCUAUUGCAAGAAGAGAAGGACCUGGAAAUGAGGUUUGAGAUGCUGAACCGAGAGCUGAGAGACAUGAUGGCUAUUGAAGAGUGGCAGGAGACAGUGGCCCAUAAACACAGGGAGCAGCUGCUACUGCAGGAGCUGGUGUCUCUGGUCAACCUGAGGGACGAGCUGGUCCACGACAUGGACGCCAAGGAGAAAGGGGCUCUGGAGGAGGACGAGAGGCUGGAGAGAGGCCUGGAGCAGAGACGCAGGAAGUACAGCAAGAAGAGCAAGCAGGAGAAGUGUGCACUGCAGUGAGGCCUGGCGUUGGACACACCUGAACCAGGCAGCCUAGUAGAAGGUCACACCCGAACCAGGCAGCCCAGUGGAAAGUCACACCUGAACCAGGCAGUCCAGUCGAAGGUCACACCCGAACCAGGCAGUCCAAUUGAAGAUCACACCUGANACCAGGCAGCCCAGUGGAAAGUCACACCUGAACCAGGCAGUCCAGUCGAAGGUCACACCCGAACCAGGCAGUCCAAUUGAAGAUCACACCUGAACUAGGCAGCCCAGUGGAAAGUCACACCCGAACCAGGCAGUCCAGUGGAAAGUCACACCUGAACCAGGCAGUCCAGUCGAAGGUCACACCUGAACCAGGCAGUCCAGUGGAAGGUCACACCGGAACCAGGCUGCCCAGUGGAAGGUCACACCUGAACCAGGCAGCCCAGUGGAAGGUCACCUGGAUGCACAUUGGGACUAAAGUUGUAUGUGUGUGGAUCAUGACAUCAACACUGCAUGGAAGAGACUGAGAACUGUGUAAUGGGACUGCACUAGGAGGACAUAAAACAAUGUUCACUCACCCCCUCUCUAUGAUAUGACAGAGCCUCAUUGCAACCUAUGACUGGUUGUCAACAGUCACCCUGCUCUUCAGAUUGUGUUUUGAUUGGAUUUAAAUUGUGUUUUUUUGUGCAUAGUGUGUGUGUACUGUUAGGUUUUAAUUUUGAGUAAAUAACUCAUGGACACUAGA